AUGUUGCCUUCAUCAGUGCGCCGCGUCGUCGCCUCCGCCGUCUCGACUCCUCAGACCGGUGUUGUGUCGUCCCUUGCCUCAGCCACUCUCAAGACUACUCCUGUCUUUGUUCGAAAUCACCAGCGACGAUGCUCCUCCUCGAAACCCUCCAAAUCCGAUAACGGCCCCAACGACAUCUCAGCCGGCCAGUCGGUUCCUGCUACUACAACGCCUAAAUCGGGCGGCGAGAAGCGAAAACGCAAGAGCAACAAGGAUGCCUCCGAUCGAGCUGCUUCUGUGAAGAAGCUGCCCAGCGUCCCCAGCACACAUCACAUGUCACAAGAAGCCCUUGGUCUAUCAAGUUUCUUCUCACUACACAGACCGAUCUCUGUCACCCAAACUAUGCCCCGAGCCGUGACCGAUGAGCACUUUGCCUCCAUCUUCGCUGCACGAAGCAGAAACAACAAGCUGGCCGACACCGAAUCGACGCUCUCCAGUACUAUCGAGCAGUUGGAGGGUCCUAUGGCCCAGAUGACCAUUGGUGGACAGGAGGGUCAGGAGGUUAUGCACAAGGUUGAUAUCAAGAACCCCGACGGUACCGAGUCGAGCAUGUACCUCCAGAUCGACACCAUGUCUGGCGAAUUUCUCCCCUUCCGACCUCCUCCUCUGCCACAAGUUGAGGCCGCUGGCGAGUCAGAGAGUGUUGUUGCGGAAGCGGAAGCCGUGGAGGACGUUCCUCAGCACCGUGUCUACAAGGCUCUCUUCACUAUUGAGGAGUCCACCGACCCCGAUGGUCAGAUUCGCAUCAUGGCUCACAGCCCUCGAAUUAUGCAAGAUCAACCGCGAAGCUUUCUCGAGCGCCUAGCCCUUCGCCAACUCAAAUUUGACGAGGCCCAGGGCCGCCGCGAUAUGCAUGCCAUUAGUGUGAAGCGACAACGGAAGCUCAAGAUGAAGAAGAAGAAGUACAAGAAGUUGAUGAAGAGGACGCGAGUCCUGCGCCGCAAGUUGGAUCGAACUUAG
Fusarium pseudograminearum CS3096 is the source of this 999-nucleotide messenger RNA. RefSeq lists its product as uncharacterized. The record is from RefSeq and is a predicted model, not a curated record. The transcript has 2 exons. Gene Ontology annotation, cellular component: mitochondrion. The coding region runs from base 1 to 999 and encodes 332 amino acids. Lineage: Eukaryota; Fungi; Ascomycota; Sordariomycetes; Hypocreales; Nectriaceae. Gene Ontology annotation, biological process: mRNA processing.